Messenger RNA from Rhipicephalus sanguineus (brown dog tick), 3763 nucleotides. RefSeq lists its product as uncharacterized. Gene Ontology annotation, molecular function: CoA-ligase activity. NCBI's taxonomy places the organism in Eukaryota, Metazoa, Arthropoda, Arachnida, Ixodida, Ixodidae. Bases 198 to 1817 code for a protein of 539 amino acids. The transcript is spliced from 9 exons. The record is from RefSeq and is a predicted model, not a curated record.
UCCACUUGUGUUGGGGCUGCGGGAGCUUAGGGUCUCAGUGUGAUUGUCCAUACAGCAGCACUAUAUCCCAACGCCAGUGUAUCCCAACAAAGUACCUAUUUUUUAAACGUUAUCGAGCACGCACGCAGUGCCGGUGUCAGUUAUAGCUAAAGGCAGUUAUCUCAGCCAUUGUUAUUCAACCAAACUUCGUAAUCGUAAUGAAAGCUAGAGUAGAAAACGGCAUUGUCUAUUCCCCGUUUCCUGACCAGGAAAUUCCUUGUUGUAGCUUUUAUGAGGCAGUCAAAAAGGCACUCAUGAUCGACCCCGAUAAGCCUAUCCUGGCGGACGACUCCAUCACAUUGACGAAGAGAGAACUUCUUUCCCGACUACAACGCUACGCAGCUGGCUUUCAGCGAUACGGAAUAGGGCCUGGAGCUCGCAUCUGCAUCCAUAUCGGAAACAGCGUCGAAAGCAUUAUCGCCAUGUGGAGCUGCGUCGUGGCUGGGGCAUCCAUUGUCCUCGCCAAACCGUCGCUCACUGAAAACGAACUGCUGUAUCAGGCCACCGACAGUGACAGCACCCACCUCCUUGUUGACCCAGACCUUUCUGAAAAAGCAAAGAACGUGGCGUCAGCGUUGGGUGUGAAGGGCUUCGUUACUGCCGGGGAAGAUAGAGGCGACUUCGUAUCGACAUCAGCAUUUCUGAACAUCGCUGAGACGGAGUUUCAAGAAACCACAAUAGAGGAUGUACGGGAAUGCGUGCUCUGCAUCCUGUACACGUCGGGUACAACGGGCCUGCCCAAGGGUGCUGAGCUGACACACUACGCCUUACUUGCAAACAUCGGAAUGUCAAGGUUGACCUUCCCGCAUGAUGACUCCGACGUGGUACUUUUGCCCACACCAAUCACGCACGGCUCAGGCUUAUUGUACAUCACAAUUAGCGUCCUACUGGGCACGAAGACCGUAGUGAUGACUCCAAACGCAAGCUUGGAACAAGUAAUUAGUGCUGUCAGCAAGCAUAAGGCGACGGCUGCCGUGUUUCUACCGUGGCACCUCCAGUAUCUUGUGGGAGAGAUGCAGCGCACGAACCGGCGCAUUAAAGGACUGCGAUGCGUGUCGACUGGAGGGAGCACACUGACGGAGCCACAGUAUGACGCCGCUCGGGAAGCCUUCGGUUGCGAGCUGGAGUGUUUGGCUAACGUCUACGGGAUGACGGAAUCCUUAUGCUUGCUGUGCUCUCCGUCACUGAAGGCGGCUGUUGGCAACGAUAUCGGAUUUCCUGCACCAAUGACGCAGAUAAAAAUUGUCGACCGUUUGACCGAUAGAAGACUCGGCCCGAACCUGACCGGAGAGAUCCGCUACCGAGUACCCACUGUAAUGAAGAGUUACUACAAGCGGCCAAGGGAGACUAAGGAAUUCUUCGAUUCCGAAGGAUGGUGCAAGUCAGGAGAUGCUGGCUACUACGACGAGGAAGGGCGCAUACACUUUGUUCAACGCUUUAAAGAAAUGAUCAAAUGUAUGGACAACCAGGUUGUGCCUGCAUCCCUCGAGGAAAUCUUGCUCAAGGCGCACUACCAUGAAGUUUUGGACGUCUGCGUCGUUGGCAUACCCAACCCAAAGUUCGGAGAGGCACCGGCAGCUGUUGUUGUGCCUCGAAACAAGAACAAUGCUCUCCCUGAUUUGGCCAAGAGAAUUAAAUCCACCAUUGUUGAGAACUGCGCUGCCCACAACCACCUUUACGGCGGUGUGUUCUUCGCGGACUUCUUACCCAAGACUGAAUCCGGCAAGACAAACAGGACAGCCGUCCUUCAGGAGUGUGGCCAACUUACUGCGUACUAAAGGCGUCAGCUUUCUUUUGCGACAUUUUCCAGCUAGACAUAAGAAGAUGUGGAGCAAUUGAUACUAUUUUAAUUCACAUCCGCGUCCUACAAUUGACACUUCUCGGUAGUUUUACUGUACAAAUAAAGCUAGCUAGUUUCUAAGAAGCAACUCAGCCAGUGCAGCAUUCUCACAAUGGCGUAAUGCCCGAAGAUGAAUUGGUGACAUCGGAAAGCAGUUCAAGUCGCGAUUCCUUGACGACACGAACUUUCAUCCGAUGUCUCGGGACACAAAGACAUUUCAGCCAUUACCUGGACCGAAAUUCUAUCACGUUUUUAUGAGUGAACGAUAAUAAGGCCGCUUCAUUUCUUAUAGCUUAGUGUCGAUCUUGUAGCACCACUGGUCAUAUCAUCACAUAAAGCGUACAAAACACAAAUGUUCUCUGAUAAUCGUGGACACUAGGGUUUAUGAUCGUUCCCAUACGCGUAGCUGUCAAAAACUAAAUCUUUUAACUUUCAAGCUAGAACAUUCAAACACACUCUUUUUCUAGCCAAUUGAACAAUGCAAUUAUUUACCAGGAGGUGCUCAUUAAUUGCGGUUACGUGACUUUUUGUAACUGAUGUGUGAUGUCUGAUCUCCACCCCUGCAAUAAGCCCAACGGGUCUGCAGUACAAAAAAUAAAAAAUAAAUAAAAUGUGCAUUUUCCGCAUGCGUUCCGCUACGCGCCAAGCAUGCGUGCACGCCGAAUUUAUGGGAAAACCAUAACCGUGUUUCGUAUGCGUACAGUAAUGACGAUAAUUUUAGGCAUGCUACUUCAGCACAGUGUAGUAUAAUUAUGCGCCACAAUGUAGUGAGGAACUCCGGAAUAAUUUUGACCAGCUGGGGCUCGUAAAUGUUCGCCUAGAUCUACGUACGACGCUGGUGUUACAUUUCGGCCCGGUCGAAUUGCGUCUGCCAUUGCCGGGAAUCAAGGCCGCGCCCUCUAGCUUUACCGGGUGGUACCUCACCAGUGAAAGGGUCCAUGCAAGACAAGUUAGGCAUGUCAUGUUGGUCGCUUCUUCUGGUACUCGUUGCGCUAGUGUUAUUUUCCUGGACGUGACAGCGACGACAAAGCCGGCAUUGGUGAUGCGUUUUGAUGAGCUUGACACGGCAAGUCGGAUGAAUUAUUAUUAUGGCCCCAGCUAGGGCACACUGUUUCGCUGUAAAAAUUAUAACAUUUCUUACACUUCCUGGACUCCUCUUUCUGAAUAUAAAAAUGUAGAAAAUAAUUCCAAAGCGACGCUAGGUACGCUGCGACUUUCCGAUGAAUGGACCCAGCCAGUGACGUAAGUGGCCGAGUGAAAUGUGAAAGGGAACGUUUUCUUUUUUUGUCGUCUUCUGCUAGAGCUUUGAACUCUGACGACAAAUAACUUCAGUUCCCGUGCACCAAUAAUUUUCAUUAUUUUGGUGUUCAUGUCAGUUUUCAAUACUACACACACUCGAGUUCUACAGAAGGCAAACGAACAAAAUUACACCAUCUUCCGCUAAAGGGGACCAUGACGCGAUGUGAAGCCGGAGCACUUGCACAAUCGCAUUCCGUUGGCAUUCGCUGCGCAUGCUACACUCUAAGAAGAAAAAGCGUAUACGUGACUCUCUUCGGAGAGUUCUGAUUUGCCACGUCUACGACUCUCUUCAAAGAGUCACUGUGACUCUCUUGGUGGGUCAGUGUCGCCGCGCUCUAGGAGAGUUCCCUGGCCCUCUAGCAAAAGCGGAGGGACUCGUAUCCGAAGGAUCACGUUACCACUUAUACGGAGUCAGACGACUCUUGCCGGUAACACUCCUACGGGGAUCAAUUGACCCACACCGAAGCGUCAAGCGACUCCACAACUAUUUUAAGCCACUCAUUUGACCCUUGCUCUACUUUAGCGCGACUACUGUUGAAAAUAGUGAAGUAUUCAUUUUAAGCAAGUCCAAUAAUGCUUGCCGUU